AUACCCUCAUAUACUCCUCAAUAGCAAACACUAUUUUAGUCAGUGAUGAUGCAACUGUUUCCUGUGAAACAUCCAACACAGUCACAAAGCAUGCGUGACUGAUAACAGCUUGCAUACAGCGUACUUUGACCACCGCAGGUUGUUUCAUGCUCGGGAAUGAGGAUUACACUUCACUGUCCUGCAGGAACACAUCUGGAUUAACUCUGGGGAAAGACUUUUAACUUCUUUUAAGGAUCUGCACUGCCACCAUGUCAACAACUGUACAGAUAGAGCCGGUCAUGGAGAAAAGGUACGGAGGAGUUGGCCGCUGCAAGUGCUCCUUCUGGUUCGCAGUCGCCCACGACAUAAUCGGCGUCUUCAUCAUGAUGGUCGGGGUGUUCGGAGGGCUGGUCAUCCACGAUCUGUUCAUCUACGCGGGGGCUAUCGUCAUCUUCCUCAGCCUCAUCUGGUGGGUGUUCUGGUACUCCGGGAACAUCGACGUGCCGCCCGAGGAGCUGGAGGACGACGUGGGCAUGAUGAAGCUGAAGAACCGAGGACUCAGCCGGGCCGUGAGGCGCGUGUCUGACCGCCUCUCCAGCACCAUCAGGAACUCUUUCAGAAAGAACGGCAGGUCUUAUAGAGAAGACCCCACAGGGAACAACAGACCUGGAGCAGAAGUUUCCCUCUCCACCAUCUACGACAGCACCAUCGCCUCCUCAUCAUCAUCAAAAGAACUUGUGAGAGAGACAUUAUCGAUAUGAGAGAACCCUAUCAUAGACUGAACAUGGAUUCUUUAUUUUCCUUUGCUCCACAGUUUAUUCAGUUGAAAGUGAUUUUGUGUUUGUUCUGCUUUCAUGCACUAGUAAUGAUUAGACAACACUGAAGUCUUGUCUAGAUAUCAUCCACAUGUCCUUAUCUCGCUGAUAAGAUGUCAACUUUGCACACUAUAACAUUGUUGCAAACCGCUCUGAUUCUCAUCUAGUCACUGUUUUGUUAUCAGUCAUGUUGUGUUGAUUCACAGAUUCUGCAGAUUAGGAAUGUGGUGACAAAAUGAGAAAAAAAUAGGCUAUGAAAUAAUAACUUACGAUGAGGCUGAUUCAUAUCUGGAUAAUAUAACUGUAACCAGAGUAUUUAUAGCUGUCUUUUUUUGUAAGACGAAACAGUAACUUAACAAAAUGCAGCCAGAAGGAUGAAUCAUACAGAUUUUUUUUAUUUAAAUGUUUUACUUAUUUUGCCUUUUUUUAUGUAUGAAGCCAAAUUGAAAGUUCAUAAAAUCGUCUGUCUAACACAUAAAGUACAAUUGAUAGCGUAUAAUGGUUGUGUAUUUUUAAAUGUAUUUGAAUAUUGCAGGGUCGCAGAUGGGAUUUUUGAACUGGGGGGACGAAGCUGUCAGCAAAUGAUUUCAACUCAGUGAGUUAUUUUUCCACUCCAUGCCUUAACCCAAAUAUGUUUUUGUUUUUUUAAAUGAACUGUAGUGUAAACAACAACCAACAUAUUAACAUAAAUCAAAAUAAGUUUGUACAUGAAAUUCCCAGUGCAGCCAAACAAAUUUACUGACUUGAAGCUGACUCAAUGAAGGACCCAAAAACAUCUCUCCUCCUUUCAUCACCCUGAACAUACUGCUGGGAAAUUUGUUUUCU
Messenger RNA from Centropristis striata (black sea bass), 1619 nucleotides. RefSeq names its product transmembrane protein 238-like. Lineage: Eukaryota; Metazoa; Chordata; Actinopteri; Perciformes; Serranidae. Bases 249 to 740 code for a protein of 163 amino acids. The transcript has a single exon. The record is from RefSeq and is a predicted model, not a curated record.